AUCGGGGAAGCGCAGUUUCUAAGAUGGCGUGGCAGCCGGAGGAAAACGGGCUUCGUCAAAUUCUACAAUUAUUACGAGAAUCACAGUCUCCCGACACUGCCACGCAAAGGAUCGUUCAACAAAAACUGGAAGAGCUGAACAAAUAUCCCGAUUUCAACAACUACUUGAUUUUCGUUCUCACAAAACUGACAUCAGAAGAUGAGCCUACUAGGAGCUUAAGUGGUUUGAUUUUGAAAAAUAAUGUGCGGGCACAUUAUGAGAAAUUUCCUGAAGAAGUGACAAACUUUAUUAAGUCAGAAUGUCUCAACAGUAUAGGCGAUACUUCACCCCUGAUUCGGGCCACCAUCGGAAUCCUCAUUACGACAGUGGUGGCCAAGGCAGGGUUACACAACUGGCAGGAACUUCUCCCACGUCUCUGUCAGUACCUUGACUCGGAGGAUUACAAUGUCUGCGAGGGCGCCUUCGGAGCAAUGCAGAAAAUCUGUGAAGAUUCCGCAGAGGCCCUAGACAGUGAUGUUGUGAACCGACCCCUCAAUAUACUCAUCCCAAAAUUCCUGCAGUUCUUCAAACAUAACAGCCCAAAAAUCCGAUCCCAUUCAAUAGCUUGUGUGAAUCAGUUCAUAAUGUGCAAGACUCAAGCGCUCAUGAUGCAUAUAGAUGCAUUUAUACAGAAUCUGUUUUACCUGGCGGAGGACACUGACCCUGAAGUGAGGAAGAAUGUUUGCCGUGCUUUGGUGAUGCUGGUUGAGGUCCGGAUGGAUAGGUUGAUUCCACAGAUCAACAAUAUUAUACAGUACAUGUUGUUGAGGACUCAGGAUGCAGAUGAUGGUGUGUCAUUAGAGGCCUGUGAGUUUUGGCUUUCCCUGGCUGAACAACCCAUCUGUAAAGAAGUUCUCACAAGUCACAUUGAGAGGCUUGUGCCCAUCCUUGUAAAGGGCAUGAAGUACUCUGAGAUAGACAUCAUUCUCUUGAAGGGUGAUAUUGAAGAGGAUGAUAUGAUACCAGAUAAAGAAUCUGAUAUCAAGCCACGGUUCCACAAAUCUAAAACUCACAGUCAGAAGCACCAGGAUGGAGAAGAUGUUAAUAAUGAUGGUGAUUGCUCUGACGAUGGGUAUGAUGAUGAUGAUGACAGUUUGUCCGACUGGAACCUCAGAAAGUGCUCUGCUGCUGCUCUGGAUGUUUUGGCCAAUGUAUUUAGGGACGAUUUGCUCCCUAUUCUGCUGCCCAUUCUCAAGGAAACCCUGUUUCACUCAGACUGGGAGAUUAAGGAGUCGGGUAUACUUGUUUUGGGAGCUAUUGCUGAAGGUUGUAUGAAUGGAAUGAUUCCUCACUUGCCGGAGCUCAUCCCAUACCUUAUCAGCUGCCUGUCUGACAAGAAGGCCCUUGUUCGUUCUAUCACCUGCUGGACACUCAGUCGUUAUGCUCACUGGGUGGUUGGCCAGCCACACCUUCUCUACCUCAAACCCCUUAUGACAGAGCUGUUAAAACGUGUGCUUGAUGGGAACAAGCGUGUGCAAGAGGCAGCUUGCUCUGCGUUUGCAACCCUGGAGGAAGAAGCGUGUACAGAACUUGUCCCUUAUCUGAGCUUUAUACUCGAGACACUUGUCUAUGCUUUCAGCAAAUAUCAGCACAAGAAUUUGCUCAUACUCUAUGAUGCAAUUGGAACUCUGGCAGACUCUGUUGGUCACCAUCUCAAUAAACCUGAAUAUGUAAACAUGCUAAUGCCACCACUGAUACAAAAAUGGAAUGUGUUAAAAGAUGAGGACAAAGACUUGUUCCCACUCCUAGAGUGUUUAUCCAGUGUGGCUACUGCUCUUCAGAAUGGUUUCCUGCCAUAUUGCGAACCGGUUUAUCAGCGCUGUGUUUCUUUAGUGGAACAAACUUUGCACCAGAAUUUUGCAAGCCUGACCCAUCCCGAUCAGUUCGACCCUCCAGAUAAGGAUUUCAUGAUUGUGGCACUGGACUUGCUGAGCGGACUGGCAGAGGGGUUGGAACAGCACAUCGAGGGACUUGUGGCUAACAGUAAUAUUCUCAAACUGCUCUUCCAGUGUAUGCAGCCUUGCGUUGAACAGGAUCCGAUGCCUGAGGUGAGACAAAGUUCAUUCGCUUUACUCGGAGAUUUAACAAAGGCCUGUUUUCAACACGUUAAACCUUGUAUUGGUGAUUUCAUGCCAAUACUUGGAGCUAACCUGAAUCCGGAGUUCAUAUCUGUGUGUAAUAAUGCUACUUGGGCAAUUGGGGAAAUUGCCAUGCAGAUGGGUGCAGACAUGCGGCCAUAUGUAAACCUGGUACUUAGUCCACUCAUAGAUAUCAUCAACCGCUCAAAUACCCCUAAAACACUGCUGGAGAAUACAGCCAUAACAAUUGGCCGCCUUGGCUUAGUCUGUCCACAGGAGGUGGCCCCUAUGUUACAGCAGUUUAUCAGACAGUGGUGCACCUCACUGCGGAAUAUCCGUGACAACGAGGAAAAGGACUCCGCCUUUCGUGGUGUCUGCAAUAUGAUCAGUGUAAAUCCCGGAGGUGUAGUCCAUGAUUUUAUCUUUUUCUGUGAUGCUGUGGCUUCCUGGAUGCAUCCAAAGGAAGACCUCAAGGAAAUGUUCCAAAGAAUCCUCCACGGAUUCAAAGCCCAGGUGGGUGAUGAAAGUUGGCAGAAGUUCUCUGACCAGUUUCCCCAGCCAUUGAGGGAAAGGCUUGCUGUCCACUACGGGGUGUGAGCUUAACCUGGCCUGGUAUGGGGGCAAAGGGAUCUAAGCUGACGUGCGAGUAGUCUCCACUGUCGAGCUUCACACCGGGCCAGGCGGGAUUGGCGGUGGGGGAGGGGACUCGGCUGAAGCGGCACCCCUCAGGGCUGAGGCAUCACCCAGGGGUUACGUGGAACUGACAGCCUGAACUUAAAGGGGCAGGGUUUUUUAGCCUAAACCAUUGGCAGCCCAUAGCACAGGGUGGGCUGGCCAUAUAGCGUACACACAAGCUGAGGCUUGUUUCAUCGCGGAAAUGGGUGGGAGGUGACAUCGGGUGGGAGCCUAAUUAACUUGUUUAGACCCAUUGUGUGCAUGACAGUUAAUGCAUGUAUCCGUGUCCACCCUUAUCAAUAAUGGUCCCAAAAGCAUUUUCUCCUCUCGAGGGAUUGUUAGAGUAUAUAUUAAUCAUCAUGACAAGGGGAUUCAGCACUUAUAUGCUCGCUUAGGGAGUCAUCGACCUAGCCCAGAAGUCGGCAUUGUUGCAAAAAUCUUGACAACGCCAGGGCCAUUUUCUCAGACACCCCUUAACACCUAGGUGUCCUUGAUGAGGGUCGUGACAUUCCCUAUACAGGGGUUGUAGCUUGGGGGUGUGGUUGGUUGGGCACUGGCACCCUAUCUAGUGGGUUGGGCAGGGUAAUCUCUGUCAGUGAAUUUUAGUGUAAGGAAUCAUGAUCUACUAGGGAGCUAUAUGCUCUUAAUUUUUAGCCCAGUACAUAAAAUGUUGUCAUCUUGCGUCAUCCUUCCAAGUAUUGUCCAUGUCUACAGCUGCCUAUUUAAUACCCAUAUGGAUAUCUAGACCAGUUGUAAUUUUUGCUCUUGGGCACAAUGUGGGUAACUCAAUAACAAUACCACAUGGAGUGCAUCUUGAGUAUAUCUCAAGUGAGAUGUCUUUCUCAAGAGGCAGAAUAAUAUAGUGUUAUGUAUAAUGAAGUCCGUGAGACCAGAUUGUGGAAAGCAGCCAACAGCUAUUUGUCCACUCCAGUGGAAACUCCAGAGUGUGAAACUUUCGUGUGAGCUACAUUUUUCAAUGCCUUAAAGUGCUGCUUUGAAAUUGAAACGAGUCAUCAGCUGAAGCUGGUUAAAAAGGACAACUGAGUGAUCCUGUUAUUCUGAGAAGACAAUGCUAUUUCUCAGGAAAUCCAGAGGCGAGGAACACAACUGUUUCCCAAGGUCAUCCUUUCAACAGGAAUACAGACUACAAAUGGAUCUUUGAGCUUCAAGUCCUUCGGUGACAGAAGACUGCAUUUGAUGUGUUUGUGUGAUUACAAGGAACCAAAGUCACAAAUGUGUCCUUCAUACUAGUUAUCCUAGUUUUAAAUGUAGGUCAGUUUGCAGGAAAACUGAUUUCAUGCAUGCACUAAGCGCUCAUCAACGAUUUAUGGGACUGGUGAACAACGAACAAUUACAUGUCCACAACUUAAGUUAACAGAGGAAAGAACCUUUAAACAGUGAUUAAGGGAUUCCAAUGGAGUGAGAGUAUAUGUGGAUUAAGACUUUGAUUCGGUGAAUUUUAUCAAUAUAAUUUACAAUAUGGUGUAAAGGAGGGUAAGGAUUCCAGAAGAGAUUGUCCGUAGAUGUGUCCAAACGUGAGAUUGGUGGCUUGUGGCAUUCAUGCUACUUCCGGUGGACUGUUUCCGGGUUACGCCUGGACGCUGAUUAAUCUACGUGUACAUUGCAGUAGUGGCAGCUCUUUUAUUAAGCGUACAUUGCCAUCAGCCUGUUAUUUUAUUAGAAUUAUUUUGAUGUAUUUAUUGUUAUCUAAUUUUUCUUUUCUUUCUUUGUUUUUUUUUUUUUCACUUUCUCUCUGUGCUUGUGUCUUGCGUUUGUAACUCUCCUUGAUAUGUAGGCUAUUUAAGAUGGGCAAGACUUUACAUAUUACGCAAUUCUAAGAAACAGUCGUCUCUAGCACUGUACUGGAGAUAGGGAUAUUAAAUUACAGCCUAGUGUUAUAGUGGGAGAACCAAAAUAAAUUUUGGGGAAUGACUAUGAGAAAAGAAUACCGUUAACAGGUUACGGCCUGCCUUCUUCAGACCUUUACAACAGGAUGUGGCAGCCUUUAGUAUGUCUAUAUAUGUAUAGUUUGACCCCUUUUAUUGUGAUGUUAAAAAAAAAACUGCAGCUCUAGAUACUUGUGCUAUUUUCUCUUAAGGGACUAAAUCAAUGUAGAUACUUAAUUGCAAAUCAAAACAUAAGGCUGGAUCGUAUGAAGAUGCAUAUAGACGAGGAACUCCAUUUCAACCAUGUAAUGUAUGUGCCUUGCGUUGAUCGUAGGUUGUGUUACUCUGUCCAUUGGUGUGCGUGGUAAGGUACUUUCUGUUAGCCUUAUUCUCCAUGUGUCCAUGUACCUCACGAACACAUAGCUCAACGGAUAGCGUCCGUCUACAUUACCACAUGUUAUCCGGCUCUUCGGAAGCUCAAUGUUAUAGUCUGUGUUAGUGAAAUGGAUGGGUAUGAGUGUAUAAUCGUGGCGUGGGUGCGGGAUUGGGUGUAGACGUGUACGUUAAGAUG
Messenger RNA from Liolophura sinensis, 5249 nucleotides. Its product is annotated as transportin-1-like. The transcript is spliced from 23 exons. Lineage: Eukaryota; Metazoa; Mollusca; Polyplacophora; Chitonida; Chitonidae. The record is from RefSeq and is a predicted model, not a curated record. Gene Ontology annotation, biological process: protein import into nucleus. Gene Ontology annotation, molecular function: small GTPase binding. The coding region runs from base 24 to 2714 and encodes 896 amino acids.